AUGUCAAAGAGAAGUAGAACUAAAUUACGAAAGAGAAAUGUCGGUCUAAAGAAAAAGCCAAUUUUAGAUUGGCAGGAAAGAAGGCGUCAGAUCAGUGAUGCUUUAUCAAAAAAGGAUGUUUCAGAACUUCGAAUAUUGGCAACCACAGGUCCUGGGUUGGUUGAUGAUGGGUUACGACGACUAUGCUGGCCAUUACUUUUACAUUUUGAUCAUUACAAGGACAAAAACAAACCUCAAGAGGUACAUAAUGACGAACAUCAAGUUCUACUUGAUGUCGAACGAUCAUGUGUUUACUUUCCUCAGGGGUUAAAUCAUGUUCAAAAAAAAAAGAAGCAAUCUGAACUGAAUGAUGUUAUCGUAGGAAUUUUACGGAGACAUCCCAAACUAUCAUAUUAUCAGGGAUUUCAUGAUAUUUGUUUAUGCCUUCUAAUUUUAUUGGGGAAGAAUGAUGCUAUUAAAGCAGGAGAAAAUAUUGCGAUGUUUUUAUUAAGAUAUCCUUUUACAUCUAUUAGAUUGUUCUACCCUAUUUUAAGACAACUUAAUCUCUUGAAUACUUUGAUAUGUUUGGAAGACUCAGAAAUUGCAAAUUUUCUUGAGGAAUCAAAUACGUUACCAUAUUUUUGUCUCAGUUGGGUCAUUACUUGGUGUAGUCAUGAUAUUCAUGAUUAUUCAAAAGUCAUUCGUUUAUUCGAUUUUUUUAUUGCAUCGGAUCCUUUAAUUACAAUCUAUCUAGCUGCUAGGGUUAUCAUCAGCCGUCGUAAGGAGUUAUUAACAUUAGAAAGCGAUAGUGCAACUGUUCAUACAUUCCUUUCUAAAUUCCCUCAACAUAUUAAUAUUGAUGGAUUGAUUUCAGAAACCAUUCAACUAUAUCAUAAGCAUCCACCGCAUAAACUUCAAAAGGAAUCCAAUGAAGAAUUGGAUGAAAAAUCUUGUGUGAAUUUAUACGAAAAGCAUUGGCUAGAAUUAAAAGCUGACUAUUCAGUUGUGGAUAAAAUUCUUUCUAAUCCACCUUCAGUUAAAAAACCUGUAAACAAUUCGAAGAAAUCAAAUUCAAACAAAAAACAACCUAUAAUAUUUGCAGUUGCAGUAACAGUAAUUGCUAUUAUAAUAACUUCCAAUUGGUUAUGGAGAUCAACAUUAACAGAUACCUUAAAAUUUAUUAAUGGAUAA
This is a messenger RNA of Funneliformis geosporum, 1170 nucleotides long. NCBI's taxonomy places the organism in Eukaryota, Fungi, Glomeromycota, Glomeromycetes, Glomerales, Glomeraceae. The record is from the annotation of a GenBank genome assembly.